AAUCUGAAAGGGGCGAAGGUGAAGGGAGAUAUGGAUGUUUCAGUUCCAAAGAUAGAAGGUGACCUCAAAGGGCCGAAGGUAGAUAUUGAUGCUCCAGAUGUUGACAUUGAAGGACCAGAAGGGGGAUUCAAAAUGCCCAAAUUCAAAAUGCCCAAGUUUGGGUUCAAAGGUCCUAAAGUUGAAGGCCCAGAUGUAGAUGUCAAUCUACCCAAAGGCGAUAUUGAUAUCAAAGGGCCGAAGAUAGACAUUGACACACCUGAUAUUGACAUUGAAGGCCCUGAAGGAAAAAUCAAGGGUCCUGGAUUCAAGAUGCCAACCAUUUCUGGACCCAAUAUCAAAAUGCCAAGUAUGGAUUUUAAUCUGAAAGGACCGAAGGUGGAAGGUGAUCUCAAAGGGCCAAAGGUAGACAUUGAAGCUCCUGAUAUUGACAUUGAGGGCCCUGAAGGAAAAAUCAAGGGUCCCGGAUUCAAGAUGCCAACCAUUUCUGGACCCAACAUCAAAAUGCCCAAAUUUGGUUUGAAAGGUCCUAAAGUUGAAGGCCCAGAUGUAGAUGUGAAUCUACCCAAAGGCGAUAUUGAUAUCAAAGGGCCAAAGAUAGACAUUGACACACCUGAUAUUGACAUUGAAGGCCCUGAAGGAAAAAUCAAGGGUCCUGGAUUCAAGAUGCCAACCAUUUCUGGACCAAAUAUCAAAAUGCCAAGUAUGGAUUUCAAUCUGAAAGGACCGAAGGUGGAAGGUGACCUGAAAGGGCCAAAGGUAGACAUUGAAGCUCCUGAUAUUGACAUUAAGGGCCCUGAAGGGAAAAUCAAGGGUCACGGAUUUAAAAUGCCAAAAAUUUCAAUGCCUGAUGUAGACUUUAAUCUGAAAGGGCCGAAGGUGAAGGGAGAUAUGGAUGUUUCA
Messenger RNA from Polyodon spathula (Mississippi paddlefish), 900 nucleotides. RefSeq names its product neuroblast differentiation-associated protein AHNAK-like. The annotation marks the transcript as partial. Lineage: Eukaryota; Metazoa; Chordata; Actinopteri; Acipenseriformes; Polyodontidae. Gene Ontology annotation, biological process: regulation of RNA splicing. Gene Ontology annotation, cellular component: nucleus; cytoplasm; costamere. The record is from RefSeq and is a predicted model, not a curated record. The transcript has a single exon.